Messenger RNA from Brenthis ino (lesser marbled fritillary), 510 nucleotides. NCBI's taxonomy places the organism in Eukaryota, Metazoa, Arthropoda, Insecta, Lepidoptera, Nymphalidae. The record is from the annotation of a GenBank genome assembly.
AUGAACCCGUUAAUAAGCGCAUGUCACCAGGCCAAUGAAUGGGGUGAGACAGCCACCUACAAAUGGGAUCCAGAAGAUUUUGAGGGUGUAUCCCUGCUAAAAACCUUUGAGUUUAACUUCUAUAUCGACACCAUAGACAUCAAAUCUGACAAAGCGAUCAUACUUAGAAAGAACGAAUGGAUACAUGAGUAUGACGGCAAAGCCUUCCGUACAAAAUACGGACGCUUUCCUGUUGGACCCGCACCCACAACAAAAAGUGUGGUAAUGCACUACUUAACGACUGAGAUCUUUAACUGCCGUGAAAUAAUCCAACUCAUAGACUCAGGAAUUAUCCCUCUAGAAUGGCGUGUCAUGGUGGCUGUGCCAAAAGAACGAGAGUUCAAAGAAGAGGAUGCAAUAUGCUAUGGGAAGAUGACUCCCGAAAUGAGGGCGUAUCAAGUGGUAACAGAGAAGAAUUUGGCUGACAUCAUCUUCCGUUACAUCAAACAUCAGUCAAUGACCUUAACAGAA